Dictyostelium discoideum AX4 is the source of this 1812-nucleotide messenger RNA. RefSeq lists its product as hypothetical. Lineage: Eukaryota; Evosea; Eumycetozoa; Dictyosteliales; Dictyosteliaceae. The coding region runs from base 1 to 1812 and encodes 603 amino acids. The record is from RefSeq and is a predicted model, not a curated record. The transcript has 2 exons.
AUGAAUAGAAAUAGUUGGUUUUGUUGCUUAAUAUUAUUGAUUAUUAUUUAUUUGUUAUCACAGAUAAUUAUUAAUAAAAUAUCAAAUACAUUCGCUAUCAAACAGCCAAAAUUAAAUAAUAUUACAGUUAAUUACAAUUUUAAAAAUAAUAUUGAAAUAGUGGAUUUAAUAUUUAUUCAAUAUUAUAAUCCAUUGGAAAAAGAAUAUAUAAAAAUAAUAAAUAACAACCAUUCAGUACUUAAUUAUUUCACUUCAAAUUUAAUAAAUUCACAUAAAUCAUAUAAAAACUUCAAAAUAAUUAAUUUUUUAAAUAAUAAUAAUAAUAAUAAUAAAUCACCAAUUUUAAAAUAUAAUAUUGAAAAUAAUAAUAAUAAUAAUAAUAAAAUAUUUAAAGAUAUUAGUUUUAGUAAUAAUAAAAAUAUAUUUGAUAAAUUAAUUAGUAAUCAUUUAAUUUUAGAAAUAACAAGUUUAAAUGAUUUAAUAGAUUUAUUUGAUUUUAUAGAAUUUAUAGAAGGAAAAAUUAAAAAUAGCAUAACAAUAUUUGGAUUUUGUUUUUUAAGAGAAAAUUUGGAAGAGAAUAUAGAUAAUUUCUUAUCAUCUCAUAGAGUUUGGUCAAUAAAAUUUAAUUAUUCCUUUAAUUGUAAAUUAAAUAAUUAUGAAAAAUCAUUUGAAUAUGGUCAACUCAUUCAAUUAAUAAAAGUUUCAGAAUCAUUUGAUACUUUUAAAUUUUAUAAUUAUUUAGAUAAAUUACAAUUUUAUAAUAAUAAUAAUGGUGGUAAUAAAAAUAAUUAUAAUAAUAAAAUAUUAAUUCACUCAUUAAGACCAUUUGGUAUGAUAAGUAGUUUACACUUUUUAGGAUACUCUUUAACACUUUCUUUAGAAUGGAAUAGGACAUUAAUAAUUGAUGAUAGUAAAUUCUUAUUUUCAAAUAAAUUUACAGAUUUAUUUCUACCAAUUACAGCAAAAACAAAAUUUGAAAAUUUUAAUAAUGUUGAAGAAAAGUCUGCACAAAUUAUUAAUUUUUUAAAAAGUGAAAAGGAAUAUAAUCAUUCAAAUCCAAUAUCGAUAAUAACAAAUGAUUAUCAUGUUUAUGUAGAUUUUAAAAGUUGUAAUGAAUUUCCAAAACAAUGGUUUCAAGGUGGUGAUUUGUAUUGUUUUAAAUCUCAUAUUAUGAAUUAUAUAAUUAGACCAAAUUAUAAAAUUAGAAAAAUUAUUGAAUUACAUAAAUUAAAUUUAUUUCAUAAUGAUAAAAAUAAUUAUAAUAUUAAUAAUGAUGAAUUAAAUUGUUUAGCAAUUCAUAUAAGGAAUGGUGAUAAAGUAAUUGAAAAUUCAAUGAAAAAUAAAAGUAUAGUUUUAAAUUAUUUUCAAGAUUAUUUGGAUUUUAUUGUAAAUGAUAAGUAUUUAAAUAAUGGUAGAAAUUUUAUUAAAAAUAUAUUUGUAAUGAGUGAUAAUCAAACUAUAUUUAAUAUUGAUUUACCAAAUGCUCAGAUUAGAUAUCCACAAUUUAAAUUUCAUUAUUUAAAAGAUAUAAUCAGAGAUGAUAAUACAACAAAUUUUAUAAAGUAUUUAAAUGAUGAUAACUAUGAUACAAAUUUAAAAACAUUAAAAAAUAGACCAAAUUCAAAUAUUGGUAAUGGUUUAUUAUCAGAGAUAAUAAUAGCAUCAGAAUGUCAAUAUUUUAUAGGUUCUCAAACUUCAAAUGUUGCUAGACUAAUAGUUGAAUUAAUGAAUGCAAAUAGAAAAUCAAAUCCAUCUUUAAAAAUAAAAUUAUAUAAAACACUAGAUAAUUCAUCAUGGUUCGCUGAUCCUUAA